This is a messenger RNA of Ostreobium quekettii, 1092 nucleotides long. NCBI's taxonomy places the organism in Eukaryota, Viridiplantae, Chlorophyta, Ulvophyceae, Bryopsidales, Ostreobiaceae. The record is from the annotation of a GenBank genome assembly.
AUGGAUCCCUACGCGCUGGGCCCAGAUUCGAUUCCUUGGGCGAUCCGCGCUGCCCUCCUGGUCGUCUACGGCCUGGGCUCGGCGUGGUGGGUGAGGGCGGUGGGCCAGCACAUGCGCGCGGGCCUCCUGCCCGCGGCGCUGCUGGCCCCCGUGCUGAUUGCCAACGCCGCCGUGCCGCUGAUGUUCGAACCGGACAAGGAGGUGCUCUCCAUCGCCGUGCUGAGCUUCAUCUUCUCCUGGCUCGCCAACGCCAAGAUGGUUGCGUUUUAUCUCGGCCGGGGACCACUGGCGCGGCACCUGGACUCUGGAUUCCUCCCCUUCGCCGCAUUCCUGCUUCUGCCCCUGUUGCCAAAGGACACUGCGCACGGCGAGGGGCUCCGCGACAAGGAGGCCACAGCCAGGCGCGUGUCGUCCAAACACGCCACGCUGGCGCUGGGCAAGGCUGUACUCCUGAUGGCCGUCUGCUUGGCACUGGCGAACGUCGACAUGCCGCACGUCCCCCGCGACCUGUUGUACGCGCUGGGAAUGUACGGCCUGCUGGGUGUGAUCAUGGACGGCACGUGCUCCCUGACGUGCAUGUUUGGGCUGGAACUGGCACCUCAUUUCGACAAGCCUUGGCUCUCCACGUCAGUGGCAGAAUUCUGGGGCAGGCGGUGGAAUCUCGUCGCAGCAGACUCACUCAGGGCACUGGCGUUCGACCCCCUACGCGAGGGCAGGCUGUUCCGGGUGUCCCCCAAGCCAGCACAACCCAGGAGUGCCUCUUCACACCUCCUUGCCACAAUGGUCGGUGUCCUGCUCACGUUCGCCCUCAGUGGCUUGUUCCACGGCGCGACGUUCUGGCACCUAACACGCACCUUUGGAUGGAGGUGGCUGGCGUUCUUCUGCCUCCAGGGACCACUGGUGAUUAUAGAGAGGUUCAUCGUGAGACGGCUGUGGCCGAAGAUGCCACAGAUUGUAGCAAUCCUUUAUGCAAUAGCGGCUCUGGAACUGGGAGGGCGCUAUUUGUUCAUUGCCCCUGCAGAGGACAUGGGCCUGGACAGAAAGGUCGUGAAGGCGAUUCUCGAUCUGGGGGCUGGAAUGUUUGGCUCAUAA